GGCUCUGACCUGAGAAAAACCAAGCUCUUGAAAAUUUGAAUCAAUGGGAUUAUUUACGCAUGUAUAACUGGAAUCCGCUCCUAGAUGCCGAUUUUGCUGCAGAAAAGAUACUCUUGCUCCCCACCCCCUCCUUUCUUUUUGACAGUCAGUUAAUAAAGACUCAACAAUAAGCAGCUGCCAGUGAUGUCAUUUGGGACUUUGUCCACGGAGCUUGUAUUUACAAGCUCGGAGCAACCACGGGGCCGCAGCCCGGGGAGCAAGUCUCCACAAACUCGCUCCGAAUUCACUGCAGGACUUCACUGCCACUUUGGACGUUCAGGAGAACUGAGUGUGUUCUCUUAGCACGGCCUUUUUAAUGCUUCAAAAAUAAACAGAGGAUCAACUCGGGAAGAAAUUUUCAGCUGGAGAGAGCCGUGGCUGUGUGCGUCUCCAGGACUGUGAUAUGUAUUGACUGAAGAGCUAACUACAAUGACCCUGGAAACAGAAGGGGAAUUCUUAUAAAUCACAAAGGAAAAUAAAUAACUUCACCCAUGGAGGGAAAGAGACAGCUUGAGAAAAGGGACUUUGGAAAAAGGCUGUCUCUAGACAGCAGUCUUGUGGAAUACAUGGACUCCAAUAAAUACAUCGAGCAUCUUCUAACUCAGCUCGAGGAGCAACACAGAAGUCUAUGGAGGGAGAAGUUGGCUGUGGCCCGGCUGCAGCGAGAAGUUGCCCAAAGAAGAAGUGAGGGGGCCAUGCAUGAGAAGCUGAUGCAUGAAUUGGAAGAGGAGAGACACUUACGUCUUCAGAGUGAGAAGCGGUUGCAGGAGGUGACACUGGAGUCUGAGCGCAACAGAAUUCAGAUGCGAGGCCUCCAGCAGCAGUUCUCCAGGAUGGAAGAAACAGUACGAAAUCUACUGCAGAGUCAAGGCCCUCCAGAGCAGAAAAAAGAAGAAGCUGUUAAUAUAAUGGUCUAUCAGGAAAAACUGUCGGAGGAAGAGAGAAAACACAAGGAAACUUUGGAAGGUCUUCACAUGGUGCUGGAUGAGGAUUCGAGAAGUGAAAGCAGCAGUGCAGAUGAGGGGAAAGAAAACACCAAAUUCCUGUUGGAAAGAUUGAAAGCUCUAGAGGCAGAGAAUUCAGCAUUGGCUUUGGAAAAUGAAAAUCAAAGGGAACAGUAUGAGCGAUGUCUUGACGAGGUAGCCAACCAAGUUGUUCAAGCUCUGCUCACUCAAAAGGAUCUAAGGGAGGAAUGUGUAAAGUUGAAAACAAGAGUGUUUGAUUUGGAACAACAGAAUCGAACGUUAAGCAUCCUGUUCCAACAGCGAAUCAGACCAACUUCUGAUCUGCUCCUCCAGAAACUUCACUCACGCAUCUUAGAUCUUUCAUCCGGAGAUUUGCUUUCAGAUGUGGAAAGAAGCCGAGGUCUGACGCAAUCGCGGACUGAUGUUGAGAUUCAUGAAUGCCAGCUGAAUGCAAAAUCAGGAGUCCCUGCUUUGAAAUGCCCUGGUUUGAGGGUUGUCAUCCCUGGUCAUCUCUGUCCUCGAAACAGCUGCAGCAGCAGUGAGCUGUCUCUUUCGAGCACCUGCAGCGAGUACUCCAGUGGCUCCUCCUACACGUGGCAUGAUGGAAAGAACCUCAGGAAAAGGAAAUCAUCACAAAACCGGGAUAAAAGGCUAAGUAUUGACUCUUCGCUCCCGAGUGGCUUUGCCAGUCCUACGGAUGAACUACCUCCAACUCGUAUCAAGGAAAGUCACAUUUUGGAAGGACUGAGGAAGCUACAGAAGCGAAAAGUGUUACUUGAACCCCCGUCGGUGAUAACCAAAUGGGGUUAUAAAGAUUGCAUGAACUCCAAUGAAGGGAUAUAUUCUCCAGGAAUUAAGAGUAGCAGCCCCAAGGACUAUGCCCCCUGCACACCGGCCGACACGAGGAGCCCCUGCCAGGAGCCCCACGAGACAUUUGUUUAUGACACAGAUUCCCACGAUGAUGCCGAUGAGGACCCUUCCUCCUUAGCCUUGCUCCAGGCAGCCCCAAGUCAGGGCUGCAGGCUGCACAGUCGUAAAUUAACCCACAGCGUUUCCGACAGCCUCUUUGGCUGGGAGCUGAAUAGAACACACUUUUCAGAAGGUACGUCCUCAGUUUACCCCAGGGAAAAGCCCGAAAAGCUGACCAGCUGUGCCAGCAACUGCCCCUGGGAGAGAGAGCUGUGCCCAAGUGUGCAGGCACCUCAGGUACGGAGAGAGAGGGAGCCACGUGGCCCCGGUUCUGGCCGUGUGGCCCUCAGUCUCCAGCUUUCAGACACCGAUGACAAUGAAGCCCUCGAUGAGUUGCACAUAGGUAGCAGUGACGAGAAAAGCCCUUCAGACUUGUCACUGACUGCUGACACUGACAAGUCCAUGGACAAUCUGGACAUCCUCAUGGGAUUUGGAAAAUCUCAACUUGGGUCUCCUGAUGAGGAAGAAAAACAAGUGCCCAUCCCCUUAGAGAGUCGGCCAAAGACAUUCAGCUUCAUUAAGCAGCAAAGGGUUGUAAAAAGGACUUCUUCAGAAGAAUGCGUUACCGUCAUAUUUGAUGCGGAAGAUGGCGAGCCCAUCGAAUUCAGCUCUCACCAGACGGGCAUUGUCACUGUUACCAGAAAUGAAAUCUCCAUCAACCAGGCCCCUACUGGACCCAAGGCAGAACACACUGAACUUUUACCUCAGGGAAUUGCUCAUUUACAGCCAGGAGCUGCUGCGAGAGACUACACUUUCUUAAAGAGACCUGAAGAGGAAACGGAGAAAAACAUUCCAAAAGAUGGCGUAGACGAUGUUGCCGUGGCACCCAGUGGCUCUUUCAGCCCCAGGACAGUAGCGCCAAGUACUCAGCGACAAAGACUGGCCAAACCAACACUCAAUUUGUCAUGCCAGAGUAAUUCUAGGUCUUCACUGUCCAUGGGUAUCUAUCAAAAGCAGAGUCUGACAAAAAUCCCUGCCAGGGGCAAGGCUUCACCUCAGAAAUCAAAAAUAAUGGAGCCUGAAGCCUCUGCGAGAGUCCCCUCCUCUGGCCCAGUGUCUCUUGAAAAAUCACCAGCCUUAGCUCCUGGGAAACUCUCGCGGUUUAAGAAGACUGAUGUCCCGGCACCCCUUUUUGAUUUACAGCCAGAUUCACACAUUCCAAAACAUGCCAGCCAACUGCCUCAUGGCUCCAAAAUGUCCAGCAGAAAAGAUUGGGUCCCGUGCUCCAAGAGUCAGAUCCCAGCGUCACAGUUGCUGCCAAGGUCCCUCGUUGAGCCUAGUGACAAUGGAGAAUCCCCGACGAGGGACAAACACUGUGACUCUGGGCCAGGGGCAGGAAUGAAGUCACCUUCCCCUCCACCCCCUCCAGACAGGUCAGGCUCUCUUCUCAUCAGGCCCACUUAUGACUAUUUGCCACCACCUUCAUCUGCCAAGGCUGAAACCAGGGUCCCCUGUGAAACAGCAAGGACCAUGUACAAAUCCCCCCCUCUGAAAGGAUCCUCUGCUCCUGUUAUUUCUUCUAAUCAGAUCAUGGCAGAAGUGCCGGGUAAGAAACCUUCUGUGGCCUUCAGAAAGCCUAUCUUCACUCACCCUCUGCCCUCCACAGAAACAGUGAUUCAAACCAGAUGUUCUGUGCAUACCCCCUCCAGUUCCUUUGCCAUGAUGGCCCCAGGGCCCCCAAAAGUCUCUCCAAAGAGAGGUGUCCCCAAAACCCCACCUCACCAAACACUUGGGACCACACAAACAGACACUGGGUUACGGACUCCCAAGAAUUGUCCUUCAGCCCAUGAACCACUGGAAAUACUGUCCUCCAAAAGUAUGUCUCCAGGAAGAAAAGGACAACUGAACGACGAUGUCCUCACAUCACCUAAGCCUUCCUUCCUAGGGGUGAAUGAGUCACCGUCAUGUCAGGUUAGCAGUCACUCAUCAUCACCAUGCUCCAAAAGCCAUAACACCCCACAUGGUUGUCAAAACACUCAUGAGAAAGGUCUGAAAACCCGCCUCCCGGUUGGGCUCAAAGUUCUCAUGAAGUCUCCCCAGUUGCUCAGGAAAAGUUCCACAGUGCCAGGGAAACAUGAAAAAGACAGUCUGAAUGAAGCCUCUAAAAGUUCAGUGGCUGUGAGCAAGCCUAAGCCUGAGGACGCUGGGAAUCCGCUGAGCCUGGAGACCACAGCGGAUGAAAGAAAUGUGAUGCCCCUGGGUUUUCAGGCACAAGACAGUCUGGCUGAAGGGCUUCCCCCCGAAACAGCAACGGCAGAGUCAUUGGAAAAUAGCAUUCCCAGGGCUGAUGGAAAAGAUGGGGUAGAAAACAAAUCUGUGAGAAGAUCCCUUUCCUCCAAUAAGCCACACCUAAAACCAGCCCUAGGCAUGAAUGGAGCCAAAGCGCGCAGCCAGAGUUUCAGCGCUCACUCAGGAGACAAGCCCCCUACGCCCCCCAUGGAAGGGCCAGGCAAAGUUCGAACUCAGAUUAUUACUAACACUGCUGAGAGAGGCAAUUCCCUCACCCGGCAGAGUUCCUCCACGGAAGGCUCGCCCAACAAGACCCCUUCUGCCCCCAUGUCUGACAGUCUCCCCAGUGCUGGGAGGCCUCUGGGGCAUCCCUCCUCCAGGCAAGGCUCCCUAGGGAGUGCAGGCAGCUCCGGCAGCCAGCAUGGGAGCCCAAGCAAGUUGCCUUUGAGGGUCGCUCUAAAAUCUGAAGAGCUCCUCACUCCACGUGGAAAGGAAGAUGAGAAGGGCUAUGCCCAGGGUGGGUGCCCCGGUGUGGCUGUCCAUGAGGAACCAAGCAGCGACCACUACAGAUGCCCACCCACCCCAACAGACUGCUCACGAGCCCUGCAGAAUCCGGGGAGGACACAGCGCCCAACCCAUUUUGAAACAAGCAGGACCUCCAAGCUAGAAACUUCUGGAAGGUGUCCAGGUACUUCUACCACCAGGACUGGCACUGUGAGCCCUGAAGCCCCCCUCUCACCCACAAUUGAAGAAAAGGUCAUGUUGUGCAUUCAGGAAAAUGUGGAAAAGGGCCAAGUGCAAACAAAGUCCCCCUCUGUGGAAGCAAAACCAAAGCCCGGGCCUUCUUUUGCCAGCUGGUUUGGUUUUCGGAGGAGUAGACUUCCAGCUCUCAGUAGCAGGAAAAUGGAUGUCUCCAAAACCAAAGUGGAAAAAAAAGAUGCAAAAGGUUUGGGGUUUGGAAACAAACAACUGAAAUCAGAGAGAAAAAAAGAGAAAAAGAAGCCUGAACUGCAGUGUAAAAUAGAAAAUGAACUUGCCAGGAACACCAAGUUGGCGGAGAGUCCAGACUGUAGUGUACAACGCAAAAAUGAUCUGAAAACACCACAAGAUGUUUACGACCAAAUGAAGUUUGAACCAAGAAAUAGACCCAGCCCUGUUACAUGUUCAACAAAAGAUACGUUUAUGACGGAACUUUUGAACAGAGUUGAUAAGAAAGCAGCUCAACAGACAGAAAGUGGAUCAAAUAAUGUUUCCUGCAGGAGUGUGUUAAAGGGCAGUUCCCAGGGCUCCUGUCUCACCAGCAGCUCUGCGAGCACUCAAGGAAACCACAAGAAAAACAUCAAAACCAAAGCCGAUGUGGAAACACCAAAAGGCUCCCUGAUAAAAGAAGCAAGUGAAAACCUGCAAGAGGAUGAAGAUACAGUUGCAGAUUCCACGUUUCAGAGCCACAUCAUAGAAUCCAACUGCCUGAUGAGGACACUGGACAGUGGGAUUGGAACCUUUCCACUCCCAGACUCAGGAAAUCGCUCCACCGGGCGGUACAUAUGCCACCCAGACUCCCCAGAAGACACGGAGCCCAUCCUGUCUCUCCAGCCAGCACUUUGUUCAGCUUCGUCUAUCAGAGCUCAGACCCUUGAACGAGAAGUGCCUUCCUCUGAGGACAGCCAAGCCUCUGCAGAUAACGCCAUUGCUCAUUCCACAUCUGACCCCAUCAUGACGGCCCGGGGGAUGCGACCUCUUGAAAGCCGACUCCCUAAACCAGCCUCCUCAGGAAAAAUCAAUUCCCAAAAGCAGAACGAAGCAGAACCAAGGCCUCAGACCUGCUCGUCAUUUGAAUAUCCUGAAAACACAAUCACAAGUGAGCAGCUUCCAGACUGGCGGGGUGAAGACCCCACAGCUGAGACCCAGGACAAGGUACCCAGAAUGUGUGCGUACUCUGCCAGUGGUGGCAGUGAUAGUGACAGUGACCUGGACUAUGGAAAUAAUGGUUUUGGAGCUGGAAGGGGCAAGGUAGUGAAAGCAAUGAAGAGCGCCACCCAAGGUAACUUAACGGGAGCACCUGGACAUCCAGGGCUCCUCUCUCUGCGGCAAGCCGCUGAUUUUGCCUUUCCCUGUACUCUGCCUCCACCCCACCCCUGCCUUUACAUCUUAGCCCCGCAUCUCUCCUGAGAUCUAAUUUUCUGGUGUGUACAGAAGAUUGUCUAUGCGCAUCAAUUUGUUUUCUGGUAUAAUCUUCAUGACAUUUCAGUGCAGUCUGUAAGGAUUUUAUUUCCAAAUCUGGCAUCUCCCAAAAAGUCUCCAAUUGAGUUAUCUCAGUAAUGAAGGAAUGACUAGAAAGAUAACUUUGUUCUUAAUUACAUCCUCUGGCAUGUUAAAUUGUCCAGUGAGCCAUGGAUGGAGUCUUCCAGGCUUUUUGCUAAUAUCGUGCUGUGUAGCUCUGCACCUGUGAGCCAUGCCGUUAUGAACAGGUCUGUUUAUGAAGUUCAGGCUCGCUCACUGUAUGUUCUUUUUGAAUCAGAAUUGGCAGUAGAAAAACCAUCAUCCCGAGGCAUUUAAAAAUGCGUGUAUUCAGAUGGCUUUUCCUUACAGCUACAGGAGGACGGAUGAACCCCUGAUACAAAACGGGAUCCGGGGUCUACUUUCCUUCUAAUCUACUCUGGAUUGUCAGAAAUAUUUCAGUGAUGCAAUGGAGAAUCAUUUUGUUCAUACUAAUCGACUUUGUUUCAAAUACUAAUUUAGCAAUUAUAUGAUGAAAACAUGACUGUUUUUGAAAACAAGACUGAUCUAUUGCUUUAGGGAAAAUGUAGCAACCAUGUGUGUUUCCAGUUUUCCAAGAGUCUUGGCACAGGGACUUAUGGGGGUAAGAGUAGCCAUUAGCCCGAGACUCCACUUUGUUAAUUGCUUCCUGCAAGUUAUCAGAGAAGCAGGACCAAGGGUGAAAUCAUACAAAGGCUUACCAAGAAAAAAAUGAUAAAUACCGCAGGCAUUGUAGUUCAAUUGGUGUCCCCAUUGGCUCUCUGUGGUUUGUCGGCACCCCUCUGGUUAUGGCAAAGAAAGGGGGGGUCAUUGUCACGGGACUGCCCAGUGAAGACACCAAGGGCCAGGCCAGUUGUUGGUCCAGCUCUUCCUUUGAACUUACUGUGGGUCCGCGGUGACUAAUUUCACCUCGUUGACCUUCAGCUGCUUCAUCCAAGAGCGAUUUCCAGGGCUUCUUCCAGCUCUAAAACUCCAUUUAUUUAUUGAACAAAUAUUUAUGGCAAGCAUCCUCUGGGCCAGCUUUCCAGCAGUAAGUAACUGGACAGAAUUCCCUGCUGGAGGGUAAACAACAGAUAUGAUUAACUAGUAAAUGUCUAUCAUUUGUUGAAAAGAGAUGAGUGCUGUGAAAAAGACAAGGUGAAGCAGGGUAGGGGAUGGGAGGGCAGGACCGCUGGUGGGGGGCGGGGUUAACAUUUUAAAAAGCAGUCUAAACCAGUCUCACUGAGAAGGUGGUGUUUGAGAUUGGCAGGAGGAGAGGGAGUGAGCCAGGAAGGUAUCUGGGGGGAGAGCAUGCUCAGCAGAGGGAACAGAAGCCUGGAGGCACGAGCAGCAGGAGGCCAGUGUGGUUGUGGCCAGAGCACUUUGGAAGGGGGAGGGCAGAUGAGGUCAGACAAGUAAAAGGAGCCAGAGCUCAUCAGGGCUUGCUGGCCAUUCCAAGGACUUUGCUAGACAUGCAUGGGAGCCUUUGGAUGACUUUGAGCAGAGAAGAGGCAUAACCGAAGAUGUUCCCAAAGGAUCUCUCUGGCUACCAUGUUGUGAAGACUGAAGGAGCCAGAUCAGCUCAGAGGCUAUUCGAGUCACCCAAGCAAGAGAUGUUUAGUGGCUAGGGCAGGGUGGUCUCAGUGAAAGGUAUCAUGUGGCUCAUAAACACUUGAAAUGUGGCUAGUACAAGAAAGGAACAGAAUUUUUACAUUUAAUUUUUGCUGUUUUCUUAAGAGUUCUCACUUGGUCCAUUCCUUUUUUUCUCUAUUUUAUUAUUUUUUUAUCUUAGUUAAGUUCAACUUAAAUAUCGAUAGCCACACAUGCCAUAUACAGCACGGAGUGAGAAUGGUCUGAUUCCAGAUCUAAUUAAAAAGACAACACAAUUUACUGAUUGAUUAGAGGGUGGGGGCAAAGGAAAUCACCGAGUCUAGGGUGACUCCAAGGUUCGGGUCCUGGAAGGGACAGCGUUCUGCUGACUGAAGUGGGGAAGGCUGGGGUCGGAGCUGGGGUGGCAUCUCGGACAUGCUCAGUGCGAGCCGCCGGUGGAGCAGGUGGGGCGGCUGAGGAGGCAUGGGCCGUGGGUGGGAGUGUUGAUAGAGAAAUAACCCCAUCCUCCGGAGUUUACAGGUCAGGGAGAAAAGAAAGAGCCGGCAAAGGAGACUAAGCAGGAGCCAGCAGGAAGGGAGGAGGAGAGCGGGGGGCGGAGCUUGGUGUUUUAGGGGCUAGAUGAAGAAAGAUGUUGGGAACGAAGGGGGAAUUCCAUGAUUCCAUAUGUGGCUUGUUACUAAAAAGAGGGAUACAAUCUUCGUAUUCCGUGGUCCGGUCUCUGGGGUGGAGGGAAGGAAGUGGGAAAGGGGAGGAGGGAUGGUCCAAAGGCAAUUUGUAAACAUCUUGAAAAAGGAAACAAACCAAACUGUGUCAAUGAACAAGGGCUGGAGUGUGAAAGAACUUACUUUAGGGUUCACAUUUUAACAUUGUUUUCUUUAAAUGAGUCGUGCAAGACAAUCAGGAAUAAACAUUAGGGGAUGGCCAGGGAACCUGGUGAACAGUGAACUUGUUCCUUUAACUUUUCUUUUUGCUCUUUUUGCAAAUGGCAGUGAGUCUUAGCCUGAGAUGUUUUCUCAAUAUACUCACUUUGUUCAUGCUAUUCCCUUGAACCAAAGCAAAUCUCUAUUUGAGAGGAGGGGCUCCUUCCAUUCUGUUGCCCCAGCCUCUGGGCUAAUGGUGCUUCGUUGGAUAAGAAGCUGAGGGCUAGGUGGACUAACUCUGGAAGCAGCACCGCCAGCAAGAAGAUGCUUUUCCUCCAGCCAGGCACCUGCCCUCUGCUUUUAAUAGUGAACUUUUUGUUAGAGCUCUGUCAUCCGCACACCCUGACCGAGCCGGCAGCAGCUCAGCCCUGGCUGAUGACAGCCCUGCCAAGAAGAAAUAACAUGUGCAGACAGCUGGCAUGGCUGUGGGCGCCUGCUGGCUUCCGACAAACCCUAGGAAGGGGCAGGUAGGGUGGACGCAGCAGCAUGAACUUUGUAAAUGCUGGCAAAAUGGAUCUGAAAAGAAAUAGAAGUGAUUCAGAGAAAAACACUACAAGGAGUACGUGUCCUGGGUGUGUGGUUGAGAUGUCCUUCCCUGCCAGUCACCAUUUUGCCUGGUUUUCACCACAUGCACCUGUGAAAGUGAUUUCCCCCUCCCCCCGCAACCCCGUAACACGAUUUUGUAAUAGAGGUCCCCACCCUGCAGAAUGGAGUUGCUGGUGGAUCUGGAGACCUUAUUGGAUGUUCUCCAAGGUAGCUGUCCUUUCUCAAACAUGCCCUCUCUCCCUGGCUCCUUGAAAUUUCCCGCAGGUAGAGAAGGGCAGUUGAUGGUGGCAAUCUGUCCCUCCAUGGCUUAUAGGAAAUGCACGGUCAGGGACCUCUGCCUCUCACCCCAUGCUGUCCCCACCACCCCCUUCCGCAGGCCACUGCUCAGUCAUUAGCCACAGCAUGCCCGGGGAGGGGAGGGGGUGGCUUUCCUUUCAAACAGAGUGUCCUGUGACCCCACAUUCCCUGGUUUCUCCUGCCCACUUGCUCCUUUGAAUCACACUGAAUGUGGCCAAGGAAACCUGCUUUCCAAAACCCUGCCUACGGGCUCAUAAAGCACUAAAGUAAAAACAUGUCUUUUCUUUCAAGGUUAGUUUCUUUAGCUUAACUUUGAAAUAUGUUUGAAAAGUCUAGGUUGUUAGCACCAAGUGGCAGGAGCAGGAUUUAGGAGCUGGGUAGGUGGCCCAGCGGGUGAGGUUUCAGACAAAAGUAAUUUUGUGGCUUUGUUUCCACAGAGCCGCCCACUCUAAUUUGCCAAGCUGGGCAUAACAAACAUUCCCGCCUCUCUCCUACAGGCAGGGCCUUGGAGAAGGCAUGAGCAAGGGACAGAGGUGGAAGGGGAAGGGGAGAUGCAGCAAGCCAUUGGCAGAAUGUUGGAUGAGUCAAGACCCAGGGAGUUGAAUAGUGGGGCUCCAGUCUCUGGAUGAAGGGAGGCCAGGGGAGUUUCACCCCUGGCUGAACAUGCUGGACCUGACCGGUAAAAAGCCAAAUAACACUCCCUAGCCAAUGCUUGUCUCCCAAGCUUCUGACUCAUCUACCAGGCUAGCCACCACUAUCACCAACCCCACCAAGUACCUCAAAGGCAAAAGUCCAAACUGACACCUCUCUCUUUCUCUCUAGAAGUCUCUACCUCCCAGGUUCUCUGUCUCAACUGGCAGUCUCUCCAUUCUUUGAGGAAUAUACUCUGUGAAGCUAGUUUGCCUUAACCCUUUCUUCUCUCACCUUCCACAUUCUGGCAGUCCUGAGAGCCUGCUGGCUUCCCUCCCAUAUACUUCUUGAACAAUCCCUCUUUCUAGCCCCUCCACCAGUGGUCCAGCACUGCCUUCAUGGGUUACACAGCCCACUGCCUCCCUUUGCUCCCUGCCCACUGCCAGUCCCAUCCGCCCCGCCAAAUGCGUCUCCCCCACUGCCACCAAAGUGCGGCGUCCUAUCGUGUUGUACCUUUUGCUGGAAACUCUUCGAGGACUCUCCAUUCCAUUACCCACAGACAAAACCCAAUCUCCUCCUCUACAAGGUUCACAGAGCCCAUCUUGGCCUCGCCUUUCUGAUUUUACCUUUUUCCGUUUCCUAUUUUAAACUUUAUGUGUCAUCAGAAUGCUCCCUUCUGUCCUGAAUACAGGAUGCCGUUAGGGUCUUCCCUACCUUUGCUCUCAUGGUCUCACUUCCUGGAAUGUCCUUCAUACCAACACCUUUCUUCUCUAACCUUCAUGUAGCUCCUACUUAGUCUUUAAGAUUCGGCUCAGACUUCACCUCCUCCAUGGUGGAAGUCUCCCCAGAUGUUCCUCCAGCCGCCAUGCCCAAAUUACUCUUCCUUGUCUGUUCUGCUGUAAUACCCUGAAUUUAUUUCUGCCACUUGCCACUUGAGAUUAUACUUAUUUCUGUGCACGUUCAGCUCUCUCACUAAUGCCAGGUUUGUUCCUCGUUCAUGUUCUGCGCUUAGCACGGGGCCUGGUACACCAUACUUGUUUAAUAAAUGUUAAACAACAUCAUAAAUAUUGAAUAAAAUUGUAACUAACUCACAGAACUGGUUAAGGCCUUGUUUAGCUCCUCACACACACACAUCCUUCAUCCAUUUGGACCUUUCCUUGUCCAGAGAAAGAAAGACCCAGAGCGGCUACCUUGAGCGGAGGCCGUGCUAGAGAAAGCAACGAAUCCAUUUUCCCGUUUUUCUCAAGGGUGUAGACUGUUAAUUUACUCUUCGGUGAUGAUUCUUCAUGGGUGCUGUGGAGGCCUGUUAAGAAUCUUUUACUUUUUUUUUUUUUCUUUUCAAUGGCUCUGUGCACCCUGGCUUGAUUUUCAUAAUGUCUGCCCCAGUUUAGGAAUUCUUGUCACAGAGAGUUAUUCUUACUGACGAAAACACAUCAUACACCUUGACAUCUGAAAGAGACAAAUCAGGAGCAAGAAUCUUUGUUCUUACCAUAUUUGUUCUUUGAAAAUGUCCACGUUGGCCUGGUUAGUAGAUAAAUGAGAUUGGCAAAAGAAUAAAAGCAAAGAAGAGAAUUGACCUCUAAAUGAGUUCGUUUGGGUUUAUUCACCACUCGCUCAGUGUCCACGCCAGCACUGGACACCGGGGGUUGAGGCCAGGUUAGUGACAUCGCCCUGCCCCCUGGAUGCUUCUAAUCAGACCUGCACCUGAAGCCCCACCUGGGCGAGAAGAUAAUCAGGUACGUUACACAGUGCAAUCUACUGCCCAAGGCCGUACUGUGGGCUUCUCAGGGUAAGGAAGCCCAACUGAUACUUCUUUUCAGUGUUCGUAAAUCUCGUUCUCCCAAUCAAAGCCCACCGGGGUCUAUAGAUCACAUUUUUGAACUCACUUUCAAGUGAGUUCACCCCCUCCUUCCUUGAGCCCCAUACCCUCAAAAUGCAGUGUUUGGGUCAAAUAAGGAAAGCUUCAGGACCAGGGUCCCACAGCCACCUGACGACGCUCACCUAAUCAAGCUCUAAUUUCCGAACAAGAAGUACAUUUUCUUCCUUUGAAGGUGAUUACAUUCAACAAAUUACAAAGAGCGAGGGCCAGUGAGUUAAAAACAAUUGGUUUUGCAGUAAUUAGAAAAACACAAGGAAAUGAUGACUGUGGAACAAUAUUAAAAGGGACCCUGAAGGGUAACAGCUCUAGCUCCUGGUUAGUUCCUCAGCUUGAAUAUUUAGAGAUUCACAACUAAUUAUGCAGAGAUGAUGAAUUUUAAAAAAGCUGCCACCUGGCCUUCCCAAGGCCAAGGACUUUGGCUAUUAAUAGAGCAAUCAGAUUUUGCUAUUUUAUCGAAAAUUCACACAAAGUUGCAUCUAUUUUAAAGCAUUCAUCUGGCAUAUGACUUAAAGAUGACAAAUCUCUGUAAUGUGCAAAAUCAGCAUUAGGUUAAACGAAAUCCAAACUCAUUAUAAUCACUCCCAAGUUCCCCCAGAGAAAUCUCUUGUUUAAAAUGGACACUCCAGGUAAGAGUUAUCCUUAGUCCUUCCUGGAACUUCAUUUUCAAGAUUUGCUUUAUUUUUGACAAGCUCAUCCCAACUCAAGGUAAAUGGACACAGGCAAUAAAACACAGGGGAUUCAUCUCCCAGCAAUAAACUGUCCCAGGUGACAAAUGAAAAGUACUGACCAUGACAAGCUGGCCGCUCUGAGACCCUUACGGUAACCAGGGUCUCAAGUUUCUUUCUGUCACCUUCUGUCCACCAUGAGAAAACCCACAACCCUUUCAGCUGUUUGGAUGGGAUUUGCAGUAUGCUGAGAUUUGGGGGUUUCAGUGGGGGGAAGUGUCAUGCACAACAGUAAAACAAAACAAACAACCCCACUAGCUUCUGAAAAUCACGUGGUGAAAAGGUAACCAUCAGGAAAAAAACAAAAACAAAAAAACCCACUGUGCCUUCAGACAGGCUUGAAACUGGAGGCUGCGAUGUGACCUGCAUUUAAUUAUUGAAACUGCAUAUUGGGAGGCCCUUAAGAAAGCAAAUGUCAUGAUGGACAGAAUGAGUUUACCCUCCUGUCGAAAGAGCAGUGUGCCGUGGCGAGGCCGUCGUUCAAUUAAAUUGGACUGCGGGAUAUGGAGGAGAGGGAGGCCAAGUCUGGGACCCUAAUGAGACAUUUUGGAGGGAAGAGAUGCCCCCCUGGAGUUUGUCACUCUUUGAUGGACGUUCUCCACCCCCCAUCAUUACGACAACACCCCCACUGCUACCUCUCCAGCUUGAAUGUGUGGUAGCCCGAAACAUUUAAACCCCAGCAUGCAAAGCAGAAUUGCAAAGUAAAAACCAAAUCCUUGGUAGUUCUGGAAUAUGCAGGGGGAGCAAAUAAUACUUAAUGCUGUGCAAAUUAGCCAUCUUUGGCUGCCAGGGCAAAAAGAAAACAGCACAAAGGAUCUGAAACUAAAUAUAUAAGCAGCGAAUUGCAUGAUGCAUCAUUUGGGAAACUGUGUGUCCUCUCAGCCUCCCACAGGGGGAGCAGAAGGGAGUGUCGCUUGCUAGUACUCCAAUGAGUGUGUCUAAGGAUGACUUUUUUGUAGAGGGUUGCCCGUAAUCCAAGUAAUAGCUGUGUGUUCCCAAGGUACUAUGUGGCCCAGUGGCCCUCAAGCAGGAUGGUUGUGGCCCCAGGAGACAUCUGGCAAUCUCUGGAAACAUCUGGGGUUUUCAUACACAGAGGUGGGCAGUCUCCUAUCUGAUAUGUGGAGCCCGUGGAGAUUGCUAAACAUCCUGUAAUGCGCAGGGCAGCCCCCAAUAACAAAGCAUUAUUCCACACAAAAUGUCAACAAUAUCGAGAAGAAGCCAAGAGAUUACCCUUUAGGCAUCAGAAAUGUUCAUUGAGAGGGACAAGCUGUCAAAUAUUUGUGCCAAGAUAUGACAGCAGCCAAAUCCCUCUGCCUGCCCAGCAGGCACCCCAGGCUUGGCCCAGCACCUAAUUGGGUGGUUAAGAUGCCCUUCCUCCAAGGGGCUUUGAAAAGGAAGUUCAUGCUUCCGCCUGGGCCUUUCACACUUGGCUGUUGAUCCCGUUCCCAGCACCUUAGUCGGAGUGUGUUAGGGAGACACAGACUGCAGAAAAUGGUAACACAGAGCAUAGAUUAUUUGAGGCUGCUACACAUUAAAUCUCUUAUUAGUAUUUCAUUUCUGUCUCUCUUAGAGAACAUGUGCCCUGAGGAGGCGGAAAUCCUUUACAGACUUGAAAGUAACCGGAGGACAGUUAAUCCUCACACUGCUCUAGUGAAUUAGGUAAAUUGCAGUUAGAUGAAAAAUGAAGAAAAAAACAUAGUCAACAGGUGUUUGAGUUUCCUUGGGGACCUUUGAGUUUCAUUUUUGGCUGAAAAGCACAUAGUGACAUUUGGAAAGGGCCUCUUGCCAGAAUUCUUCCUUCUGAAUGGUUGAGACUCAGAAGAUUAACAUAAAUCUCAGGAUUAAAAAUGCUGGGGUCAAUAGAAGAAGCCCUGUUAAAGAAAUGGGGUAAGUAGGAAAAAGAAGGGUCUUAGUAUUCAGAAGUAACUCUUUCUGGAAGUAAUUAUUAUAGUGUGCAAAACAAGGAUGCAGUGUGCAAACCUUUGAGGUAUGAGGGGAAAGGAGAUGAAUAUAUUCUAAGUAUUUAGAGUGUUUUGUUCUCAAACUUCAGGGAUAAAGAAAGGGAUCAUUUCUCAUGUUUUCCCAUCCUAACUGCCCCUCCUCAACCAGCCGAAAACCUAGAAACAUACACAUACUGUACACCAAGCAGUAGAGCUCAGGAAAAACAAAAACAGAAACAAACAGCGUUCCUUCCCAAGCAGCAACCAGGAAAAAAUGUCAAGCAUCAUGCAGUGAAUCACACAACUGGCUGCUCUAUGAACCUCUUGGAACCUAGAAACCAAAAGCCAUGGUCAUUUGGCUGGAAGUGUUGGGCAUGCCCAUAAUCAGGAGUUAGGACACCUGGGUUCUAGGUCAGGCUUUGCAAAUAGACUUGGUGAUCCUGGAUGAAUAGUGUUGACCUUUCUGAGCCUUGGUUCUAUAUGCUGCAUGAUGCCCGCCUUGCCUUCCUCUCCCAGACUAGCUCAGAUGGGACAUCAGAUGUCACAAGGCUUCCAAUAUGCAGAGUGCUAAAUAAAUAUGAGCAGUAUUAUGUUAAAUGGGUUAAAAGAAAGAAUAAUUCCUGGAAUUUAAGGUUGAAGAUAUUGGAGGAGGGAGUGGGGAGCACAGAGACCUUGGAAACCACAGACCAAAAUAAUGGGAAGCUAAAGCCUCAAAAAGGUUAACCUCUCUCGUAAAUUAGUCAACAUCAUACAGUUUCAUUAAGGGAAAUAUCAUAUUAUCUUUAUCUGUUGUUAAAAUUCAGUAGAAGUGAGGAAGAAGUGAUUUAAACUCCCCUGAAACAAGCCAAGCAGCAUUCUCCUUCCUUAUUAUUUAUUUUCACAAUAAGUAGCAAUGUCCCAAGCUAUCACUCAGCAUCAUUGUUUUCAGAUUCAGUUACAUGGAAUCGGAAAUAUGGUGAGGCUAGAUCAGGUGGGAGAAAGUCCCAUUUUUAAUUAGACUGGGAAUUUUAUUAUAAAUGAAUAAAUCAGCCCUCUCUUUAAGGAAUUUAAUUAGAGAAGGAGGCAGCAUCCCUUCCAUAGUAUUGGCCAAGCUUCUCUCCAUCUUGUGCGGGCAGAGAAAGCUGGUGGUUGGUGCCCAGAUUCCCUGUUUAUGAG
This is a messenger RNA of Ailuropoda melanoleuca (giant panda), 16140 nucleotides long. RefSeq names its product NCK associated protein 5 (gene NCKAP5). Gene Ontology annotation, biological process: microtubule depolymerization; microtubule bundle formation. The record is from RefSeq and is a predicted model, not a curated record. Gene Ontology annotation, cellular component: microtubule plus-end. Bases 531 to 6371 code for a protein of 1946 amino acids. The transcript is spliced from 18 exons. Lineage: Eukaryota; Metazoa; Chordata; Mammalia; Carnivora; Ursidae.